AUGGUUUGCCGAUGCUGUUGGCCUCUCUGCUUGUUGCCGACCGCACUGGCUCUGGUGCCUCAAGUGCAGUUCGUCCUGCCAAGUCUUGACGCGUAUGAGGGCAGCGACUUUGAGUGUGGAGCCAGGCGUUGCAACCUCUUCUCCCUUGGCAUCAUUCGCUUUCCAACGGACGAGCUUUUCGUCGCGAAUGUGCGAAUCCUGGAAGACAGCAAUGCCACUCGAGGCGUCGAUUUCGAGUUCUACCCGGAUGCGGUGACGUGGCAGGCCGGAGACGUCAACUCCCAGGCUAUCCUACUCUUCAUCUUCGACGAUGACUUAGCGGAAAAGAUGAAGUUCCUUCACCUGGGCUUUGACGUUUUAGUUCCGGCGACUGCGAACAAUGAGUCCAAGAUGGAGAUCUUCAUCCGGGACGACAACGAUGGAGGGAACCUGGUCAUCACCCCGAACUUUGCUCGGGUUACUGAGCGCUACGGCACUGGGGAGUGCGUCUUCUACGGGGAUCGGCAAGGAGGCACGAGUGGUGCGGCAGGAGCUUUCGUGACUAAGGCGAACUGUGCGGGAGGACUGCCCGAGGCAGACUCCCUCGAUCUGCUUUUCCUCCCAGCGGAGCAAGCGCAGGUGUGGGCUGACGGAGAGAGUGGUCCGAGAUGUCUUCUCAUGUCCAUCCACAAGGACGACUACAUCAAGAGCUUCACCUCCGAGGAACCCAUGAACAGCAGCGUGGCCAAAUUGGUCAUAAUCCCUGAUGCUGAAAGGGAGCCAGACGAGCAUAUUUGCCUCAAUGUCUCACAGAUUGCGGGGAGCACGACGACUUUACGCAAGGACCAGCUGCAAGUAGCCUUCGUUGUCACAGAUGUGGACCUGGAUGCAACACUCGAUUUGGACUGCACUCGCGGCUUCGGGUGCCUGGUGGACCUCUCUGAAACUUGGUUCUGGGAGUUUGAUACCGGCACCCUCCAGGAUGCGUCCAGCUCGAACUCUGAAUGUUUGCCUUGCCAAGAUGUCGAGAACUCGAGUGACUCCAUCAACUUUACGGUGGCUCAAGAUUUUGCUACGGGUCAAACCUUCGUAGACUUUGGCGACUUUUUUCAUGACCAGAAGCCUGGCGACAAGUUGCUCUGCUGGUGCACCUACACCUCCAGUGUGCACCUGGCGACACUCAAGCUCCAAGGGCCUUCCCUGAACAAUGCUGCGCAGUGCGUGAGAAGUUGGCCCACCUGCGAGAUUCCAUUUCUGGACGGGGUCGGCUUUCAGGAGGGCAACGACAGCAUCAUGGUGCUGGUCUCCUGCGGGUCCGUUGAGAAUACUCCCAUCGCGAUUCUGGAAGGUUCAGUUGCUGCUUAUGGUGCCGACCGAUACUUCCGGAUGGCGGAGUUUGAAACUAUGCGCCCGGCCUUUCCGGGAAUCUACGAAAUCUGCUGGUGUCGCAAAACUGCAGCGACAAACUGCUCCCGGCCUCAUGACUUCGCCGUCUCCGCAGGAGCCUUUGUCUACAUGGGGCCGAACCCCCGCUACUGGCUGACUGAAUAUCAGCUUGAUGCAGACGAGCCUUUCAACGUCUCUGAAGUUUAUGGUAUCCAGCUCCACGAGACAGACGAAGCCAGAGUGUUGCCACGGUGUGGGGAGCCUGACCCGGAAGGACCCGAAGUCACUGCUGUCUUCGACAUCCUGACACGCUCCUUCAACUUUGGCCGAGUCACAGCAGGUCAGGGCAUUCUCGCCAAGAAAUACAAGGCCCGUGGAGUUUUCCAUCGGAAAUUUUCAGAAAUUUUACGAUUUGGUAGUAAUGGUAGCAGUAGCAGUAGCAGUAGCAGUAGCAGUAGCAGUAGUAGUAGUAGUAGUAGUAGUAGCAGUAGCAGUAGCAGUAGUAGUAGUAGCACCCCAGUGACAGGAUGGAACCAGACCCGACAGUUCGGACCGGUGUAUUUGCUCCGCGAGCGACAUUCAGCUCAGCUCACCAAGUCCAAAGAGCUUGAGUCCGACGGUCACUACUUUGAGACCCGCGGUCAGGUUCGGGUAGCAUUCACCCGAUGCUGGAGCUGGCGAAAAGGCUUCAAGGGCGACCCCAGGGCAGCUCAAAGAAAUGAAAACUCUCUCAUGCAGAGCGUGCCCCAAAUCGUCUCGGAGGUCAUUGAAGCCGGUGGCGCUGCCUCUGCAGCACCCCAUUCAGCACAGGCGGGAGCAAUGCUCACCAAUGCAGGCGUCAGAGUUGUCGGCGAGACCGUGCUCAGCAGCCUCGAACGGGGUGAUUUUGACGCGAUCAUGGCGGCGGUCGAGAAGGAGCCGCAGUACCACGGCAUUUCGGCCGAGGCUGUCCUUCGCAACAUCCCCCGAGGCCUCUGCCUUCACCCUGAAGAUCCAGACUGGCUUUCCUGCCGCUACUGCGAGCGCGGCGGUCGGCGCUUGAAGUUCCCAAAUGAGUUGGGAGUCACACACCACUUCAUGCAAUCCCGGCACGACCGAUCAGUGCCCGAGCCACCAAGCCCUCCGCCUCGCAACAGCAUGUGGUCGCAGCGCCCGGCAGAGCCUGCAAACCCUCCCUCAGCUGCAGCCAUCGCAGCGUCAGGCCAGGCUCCACCACCACCAGAACCCACGGCGGACCGUCCGCCCCAGUGGAGACCCACAGCGUCGGUGUCCAAGGCACGCUUUGGGCUCGGCCUCCCUCCCAUUCCGCCAGGUCCUACCUACCCCACAUGCGCAGGGCCACCGGCCUCUUGCAGUGAAACAAGAACAGGGGGUCAAUGA
This is a messenger RNA of Symbiodinium sp. CCMP2592, 2745 nucleotides long. The record is from the annotation of a GenBank genome assembly. NCBI's taxonomy places the organism in Eukaryota, Dinophyceae, Suessiales, Symbiodiniaceae.